GCUUUGUUAGGUUAGGAAGUUGCAGGAGGAACGCGUGGAAGCAAACAUACAAAAGAAAAAAAAAAAAGAAAAAAAAAGGAACAAAUACGAACGAACAUGAAUAAAAUACGGAAAACGACAACAAGAGUAACAGAAGAACCACAACCAAUGUGAACAAAAAUAAAUGAAGAAGAAGAAAACAGAGAGAGAAACAAAAAGGAAAAUAGUUGUAAAAGCCACACACAUACGCGUACACACAUACACACACAAAUGUACUAAGUAAGUUCAUACUGCGUAUUGCCUUUCUGACUUCGGUGUGAAAAUAUAUAAAUAAAAAAAAAAAAAUGUCAGUCGCGCCGGGACCCGGGGAUUUUCGAGCGACCGAAAUAUAAUAUAAUAAGUAUUUAAUCGUGUCCCGAUGGGGCGCGUUAUUCGUCGCGUUUUCCGUUUCCCUGGCUUCUCCGUUUUAGCUUUCCGUUUUCUUUCUCGGGAAAAUCGGAGAGGGAGAAGGAUCGAACGGGGGAAGAAACGUUCUUCUUUCUUUUUUUUUUCUCUCGCCCACUUCACCUCGGUCUUCCCACCUUUCGAUCUCUUUCUCGAGUGUUGGUCGUCGAUCAAACCGAGGCUAUCCAAUCCGAGAACUAUCGAGCGAAACGGAAGCCGCGACAGGGCGCGCUCGAAGAAACAAAAGAAAUCUUUUUUCACGGAUCCGCUGAAAGAUGUCCCAGGACGCCCAAGUCCCCGUGUCUCCGCCGGCUGUGUCUGUUUCAUGUUUUUCAAUAUUUGUAAUUUAUCGAUAAAAUUAUAAAAGGUAUCGAUAACAGUCUAAAGUGUGCGCUAUACUCUACAUAAUAUUAUUAUAUAUAAAGUAUAAAAGUAUACAUUAUAUAUAUAUAUUAUAUAUAUAUACAUAUAUAUUAUAUAUGAGAAGUAUAAUAUAUAUAUAUUAUACACACAUUGGGAUUGGUGAGAAUAUACGGUUUUUUCGCUUUGGAGUGUUAUUUUCUGAAAAUAUUGAACAAAAUAUGGAAAAAAAAAUUAAAAAAUAAAAUCAAUGAAUAAAAAACGAACGAACCGUUCUACUCUGACUAUUCUUUUAUUACAAUCUAUCCCGAAAUCUUGCCGACAACCGCCUUCUAGAUUCCAUUCGAUCUCAACGAGCAUCGAUUGCCCUGUGUCAUCGAAGAUGUUCCGUGUCAUCGUUUCGGAAGAUUCGUCGGUAAACGAGAAUAGAAAUGUCGAACUUAAGAACGAAUUUAAUCAAGGAAAACGGAGGUGCCCGAUCAAUUAAGGUUUCUAAUCGGAACAUUUAUUUAUAUCUAUACGUCACAUUUCGUUCACUGGUUAACGGCAACUUGAUUUCAACGACGAAUUCGCGAAAUUCAAAUUGCUUGUUAAUUACAGCGAACCGAAACGGAGUCGAUCGACGAAUUCAAUGUUUGCGGUGAGUUUGUCAAAAAGUUUCUGCCAACGCUUCCACGUACGUUCAAGAGCUUGUUUGACACGUCGAUCAGUAUCGAAAACGACAAACCUCAAGAACUCAUUAAGUUAGAAUGCUAUAAAUCGAACGAUAUCGAGUUCAAGUAUACGACAGCUUUUCUUUCCCUACAGAUUAUUAGGAGAUCUUCUCGGAAUUGACGAUUAUGCCACGAACAUGGCGUCCUUUUGGUUCUUGGAUACAUUGGUGUUUUACAUGAUACGAUACAGAGAGAAUCUCGAUGAGUAUUACACGAGUGUUUUGGUCAGUUGGUUGGCUGGGGAAAUUAGAUUACUCCGAGAUAGGAAACAUACUCGGGAAGGAUUUUUUAGGGAGUUGAAAAGCAUUUUCAUCGCAGCAGCUAACAAAAUAUCUGAACAGAAACAAAUGCCAUAUUGGGACGAAAUCGUGGAAGAACGCGAAGCAGGUGAAGAAAUAGAAGAAAGACUGUCAACAGGAAAUCAAUCGAUAAGAAGUUUACGAGAACCUUCUUCUGAAGCUGACGUCAAACUUUCGGAUACUAUCGAUCCAGUUUCCGUAUUAGAUAUCGUGAUUGAAGCUACUUACGAUAUGUACGCGAACGAGCUACGAUACGCCCUCGUUUACGCGGUUUUCGUGGAACCAAUUGAGAUAGAGACUUACAAUUUACCAUUUACUUUCCGUACACCACGCCCAGUGAAACCGGCAGAUUCUAAGAUGAUCCCUUUUAAUAUACAAUUGCAAAGAAGUUUGAAAAGAAUCGAGACAAUGGACAAAUCUAAAAAGGACAAUAAAGCAGGCAAAAAACUUAAAACAAAUUACAAAAUACCCCCAACACCUCCGCCUUCUUUGGACGAUGAAGUAAUGUUGAUGACCAAUCGGUUAUUUAUUCUACCAUUAAUAGAAGCGAACGAAUCAUCGGAAAUAUUCGAGACACCCGAUGCAUAACAUUAAAUAAUCGAACACGCAAAUAUUUGAAAAACAUCCUCUUUAUUUUUCCUUUGUAAAACUAGCCAUUGGACGAAGUUACAAUAUCAGUCUGUUACGAGGACUGUACCCCAUUCAUAACACUUGAAAUCUUUAAUACUUUCUGAACGUAAAGGAACAUCGAGUUUAACAAAUUUUGAAGAACUCGAAAGUUUUUCCGGGGAUUGCCCUAAUUGUCCGUAUUUGUUGCAUCCACAUCCCCAAAGCGUUCCAUCAUCUGUUGGGAAAGUAAAUUUCUGCAAUACAUUUUUUUCUGAAAUAACGAUCUUUUUCUUUUUUUUUUUUUUUUCUUUAAAUAUACCCGUCAUACAAAUGGUGAAAGUAUUUCCACAUUGAACUUUUUUCACAGAAACUUCUAUGUUCUCGUCUUGAUCGUUUGUAAAAUCUAUUAACGUGGGUGUAGCAACUACUUUGCUCUCUUGCUUUGUCAACCCUAAUUCUCCAUUUGUGUUCCAUCCCCACAUAUAUAAGUCACCCUAUGGUUUAAAAAUAACUAUUGCCAACUAUGUUCAUCGAUUUUGUUUGUUCUAGUAGUACGAAAAAUAUUUAUAAACUGCGAAUGUUCAUACAACCCUAUAUUUUCAUGAACGUAACUAAAGAAAUGGAACUUCAAUAGAAAUUUGUUUUGUCUAUUAAAUAUUAUAAUAAGUAAUCUUACUUUAAAUAUAUUAUGUGUUUUUGCACAUUAUGUGGAUUCUGUUUAAUUUUUCAAGAUCACAUAAAUAUUCGCAGUUUAAAUAUUUAUUUACUUGAUCAGUUACUACGGCAGUAUGCCAACCCGCGGCUGAUAUUUGCGUUACUCUAAUGCCAGCUAAAGCGUCAACGAUUCUUGGAUUAUCGCAGUCCUCUAAAUCAUUGUGUCCUAAUUGGCCACGCCUAUUUCGUACGAAUCAGUCCAUUUUACUUUGACUGUAUUGAUUUAUGAAAUAAUACAUGAUUGAGUACAUACGUUCCCAUUCCCAUUGAAUAAACGUCACCAUUCUCUGCUAACAAGAUGGUGUGAUCAAAUCCACCAGCAAUGUCUAUGAAUCGAACCCUCUUUGGUAUAUCAAUCAAAAUAGGGACAUUAAAAGCUCGACCUAAACCACGUGUUAGAUGUGUGCAUAAACUAUACUAUUUGAAAUAUUUAGAAUCCAAAAUAUGGCAAAAAUGGGCUAACACCAAUAUUAAAUAAUCUGAAUAAUUUUUUUCUAGUUAAUUUCGUUAUAUU
Bombus terrestris (buff-tailed bumblebee) is the source of this 3632-nucleotide messenger RNA. RefSeq lists its product as uncharacterized. The transcript has 5 exons. The record is from RefSeq and is a predicted model, not a curated record. Lineage: Eukaryota; Metazoa; Arthropoda; Insecta; Hymenoptera; Apidae. Bases 1634 to 2383 code for a protein of 249 amino acids.